GGUGAAUAGACCGAGCCGGAGAACGAGUCGUCCACGCCGGUCCGCCCGCCAGCCGGGAGGCCCGGGAGCCGGCCCAUGGGGAGCGCGCGCCCAGCGCCGGCCAAGACGACCGCCACCGCCGCCCAGCCCGGCCCGUGAAGCCCAGGGACCCUCUCUGGGAAGGAGCCCCAUGAGGGCAGGAGAGCAAUGGAGACUGCACCCAGCUUUCUGAGGGACACCACGGCCUGGGAGAAGACGGCCCCUGAGAACGGCCCCGUGGGACAAGAGCCAGGCCCCCCACUGCCCCAUGGGGCACUGUGUCUGGGGGAGCCUGCCCCCUUCUGGAGGGGCAUCCUGAGCACCCCGGACUCCUGGCUGCCCACUGGCUUCCCCCAGGGCCCCAAGGACGCGCUGCCUCUGGCAGAGGGCGAAGACCUCCAGAGUCGGGAGAGGAAAGCUAGCUGGCUGGGCCCCAAGGAAGGCCUGCGCUGGAAAGAGGCCGCGCUCACCCACCCGCUGGCCUUCUGUGGGCCGGUGUGCCCACCUCACUACAGCCCCUUGAUUCCUGAGCAGGCCGCGGCCACAGCUGCUGCCACCAGCCAGCUCAAGAGUGACCCCUUGGCCUUCCGGCCCUUGCACUGCCCCUUCCUCCUGGAGACCAAGAUCCUGGAGCGAGCUCCCUUGUGGGUGCCUACCUGCUUGCCACCUUACCUGGUGUCUGGCCUGCCCCCAGAGCGACCAUGUGACUGGCCUCUGGCCCCACACCCCUGGCUCUACACUGGAGGCCAGCCCAAAGUGCCCUCUGCCUUCAGCUUGGGCAGCAAGGGCCUUUACCACAAGGAUCCGAGCACGCUCAGGCUAGCCAAGGAGCCCUCGGCAGCUGCGGAGCCUGGCUUGCUGGGUUUGACCGCUGCUGGCAGUCUCCUGAGAGCCGGAGAAGGGGAGCGGCCAGAGUCCCGCCCGAGGAAUGGCCAGACAGGAGUCGGAAGGCAGCAGAAUCCAGGCCCGCUUUUCCUGGGGCACACUGACACCGUGCCCCGGCCGCUCUGGCCCCCUUGUCCCCCAGGCCUAGGCCUAGUUCAUACCUUCAGCAAUGUCUGGCCUGUGCCAGGAAGUGGGAGCCUCGGCUACCAGCUGGCAUCACCAGCCAUACCUAGGUGCCCCUCUCCUGGAGCUCCUAACACCCAGGGUGGCUGCUGCCCAUCCCAGCCACCUGACAGAGAUGAGGGACUCAGCCCAUGUGGGAAGUGCCAGGAGGGCCUGGACGGGAGUCCCAGUGAAGCAGGGGACUCCAGCGAAGAAGCCAUCAAGGCCGGGGGCCCCAGGGCCUGCCCCCCUAGCCACCACACCAAGCUGAAGAAGACAUGGCUCACGCGACACUCUGAGCAAUUUGGGUGCCCAGGGGACUGCUCCGGGAGCCAGGAGGGCCUGGCGGCCGGGCUCAGGAACCUCAAGAGGGCAGGCAGCCCUGAAGGGCAGGGAGCCACAGGCAGCCCCGCCCCCAAGCGCCCACCUGACCCUGCGUUGGGCGUCACAGGCCAGGGGCCUAAAGGCUGGCAGGAAUUGCUGGGUGCAUCAGCAGGUGACCAAGCAGAAGCAGAAAGAAGACCACGUGCUGAUCAGAGAGGACCCCAGGAUGGCAGGGUUGGCCCCCAGGAUGCAGCUCUUCCAGCUGGCAUUGCUCAGUGCCACAAGUGUGCCCAGGCAGCCGGAGAGGGAGCGGGGUUGAGCUGCCACUCACAUCAAGUGCAGAGACUGCUUUUGGUAGGGGAGCGGCGGCAGCAGAAACAUCAGGAGGAAGAGUGGGUCCCCAGCUCUGAGGAGGGAAGCGCAGCAGCUGACCCAGAGAAUGGCACCCACCUGGGCCUUGCCAAGCACCUGUUGAGCGGUUUGGGUGACCGGCUGUGCCGCCUGCUGCGGAGGGAGCGAGAGGCCUUGGCCUGGGCACAGCGUGAAGCAGGCCAGGGGCCAACUGUGAGCGAGGACAAGCUGGACAGUGCACGCUGCUGUAGCCGUUGCCACCAUGGACUCUUCAACACCCACUGGAGAUGCCCCCGCUGCAGCCACCGGCUGUGUGUGGCCUGUGGCCGCAUGGUGGGCGCUGGGAGGACCAGGGAGAAAGCAGGAUCUCAGGAACAGACCUUGGAGCCAUGUGCCCAGGAGGCCGGGCACCCUGCCUGCUCUCUGAUGCUGACCCAGUUUGUCUCCAGCCAGGCUUUGGUGGAACUGAGCACCGCGAUGCACCAAGUCUGGGUCAAGUUUGACAUCCGGGGACAUUGCCUCUGCCAAGCUGAUGCCUGGGUGUGGGCCCCUGGGAACGGAGGCCAGCAGAAGGAGCUGCCAGAGAAAACUGUGCCAACGUCACAACCUUCCUGCAACGGAGACACCCACAAGACAAAGGACAUCAAAGAGGAAACCCCAGAUUCGACCGAGAACUCCACACAGGACGGUGCAGGUGGAGGGCCGCUACCCUGUCCCUCCCUCUGUGAACUGCUGGCGUCCACCGCUGUCAAACUCUGCCUGGGACAUGAGCGAAUCCACAUGGCUUUCGCACCUGUCACCCCGGCCCUGCCCAGCGAUGACCGCAUCACCAACAUCUUGGACAGUAUCAUCGCGCAGGUGGUGGAGCGCAAGAUCCAGGAGAAGGCCCUGGGGCCCGGGCUGCGCAAGGGCCUGAGCCUGCCCCUGUCCCCUGGGCGGCCUAGGCUGCCUCACCAUGGGGCUCUACUGUGGCUGCAGGAGCCCAGGCCGGGGCGGAGCCUCCACCUGUUCCAAGAGCACUGGCGCCAGGGCCAGCCCGUAUUAGUGUCGGGGAUUCAGAGGACACUGCGAGGCGACCUGUGGACAAGGGAAGCCCUCGGGGCGCUGGGGGGCCAGGUACAGGCGCUGACCCCCCUGGGGCCUCCCCAGCCCAGCAGCCUAAGCAGCACAGCCUUCUGGAAUGGAUUUUCUCGGCCUGAGACUUCAGGUCGUGCUUCCAAGUCAGACGAAGGCUCUGUCCUCCUGUUGCGCCGAGCUCUGGGGGACCAAGACACCAGUAGGGCAGAGAACCUGGCUGCCAGCCUACCUCUCCCGGAGUACUGUGCACGCCAUGGAAAACUCAACCUGGCUACCUACCUCCCGCCAGGCCCUUCCCUGCAGCCACUGGAACCCACGCUCUGGGCAUCCUAUGGCGUAAGCCCACACCGUGGACACCUGGGGACCAAAAACCUGUGUGUGGAAGUGGCUGACCUGGUCAGUGUCCUGGUACAUGCAGAAGGCCCGCUGCCUGCCUGGCACCGGGCACAGAGAGAUGUCCUGUCGGGCCUGGAUGGGGAGGGGCUGUGGUCUCCGGGCAGCCAGGUCAGCACCGUGUGGCAUGUGUUCAGAGCACAGGACGCCCAGCGCAUCCGCCGCUUUCUGCAGAUGGUAUGUCCUGCCCGGGCGGCAGGCACCCUGGAACCCGGCGCACCAGGCAGCUACUAUCUGGAUGCGGGGCUGCGGCGGCGCCUACGGGAGGAGUGGGGUGUGAGCUGCUGGACCCUGCUGCAGGCCCCCGGAGAGGCUGUGCUGGUGCCCGCGGGAGCACCCCACCAGGUACAAGGCCUGGUCAGCACGGUCAGUGUCACCCAGCACUUCCUGUCCCCUGAGACCUGCACCCUCUCUGCUCAGCUCUGCCACCAGGGACCCAGCCUGCCUGCCGACCACCGCCUGCUUUUUGCUCAGAUGGAUUGGGCUGUGUUCCAAGCAGUGAAGGUGGCUGUGGCGACAUUACAGGAGGCUAAAAAAUAGUGGGCCCCUGGGUGUUGGAGGUGACAAGGGGCGGGGGGGGUGGGAGCAGGUGGCGCCUCUGGAGGGAAUGUCACUGGGGAGCUUGG
Molecule: messenger RNA, 3836 nt
Organism: Ochotona princeps (American pika)
Lineage: Eukaryota; Metazoa; Chordata; Mammalia; Lagomorpha; Ochotonidae
Gene: HR
Product: HR lysine demethylase and nuclear receptor corepressor
Exons: 19
Coding region: 187-3750 (1187 amino acids)
Biological process (GO): regulation of transcription by RNA polymerase II
Cellular component (GO): chromatin; histone deacetylase complex
Molecular function (GO): transcription coregulator activity; histone H3K9 demethylase activity; chromatin DNA binding
Source: RefSeq, a predicted model, not a curated record